AUGAAUAAUAUAUAAAAAUUUUUUGAAGACAUUGACACUAUGGAAACCAAAAAAUCAUUUGAAGCAUUUACUAAAUGCAAGGGGACUAUCAUUUUCGGAGCAAAGAAGGACUUAUAAAACAUUAUAGGAACUCUAACUUUAAUAAUAACUCUUAUUGUUUUGUACUUAAUUUUUAUAUUCCCUGCAGCACGAGACUAUUAAUAUGAUGCUCUUGCAAUUAUAAUUGCUAUCUUCUCUAUUCUUCCAAUUAUAACCCUUUUGAAUGUUACCAUGACAGAACCUGGUGUCUUACUUAGGGGAGAUUUACCAGAUCCAAAAUUAUAAUAAUAAUAAAUCAAACCAGAAUAGAUAUCUGAAUAAAAUUAAUUCACUUCUGAAUAAUAUGCUUAAAAAAAUGAACCGCAUUAAAUUGUAUAAAUAGCAGAAUCUUAAAAUUAACUUGAGUAGAAUCCUGAAUUGCCAAACAUUUAUACUUCCAGAUAUUGUACAACUUGCAAAAUUAUGAGGCCCUCGAAAGCUUCCCAUUGUAAACACUGUAAUCACUGUGUUGAUGGAUUUGAUCAUCAUUGCUUUUGGGUUGGUACUUGUAUAGGAAUUAGAAAUUGGAGAGCUUUUUUAAUAUUUUUACAAUCAUCCUUGAUUGUUAUUACGCUAACUUUAUGCUAAUGCUUAUUAAAUUUAUCUAAAUAAUAUUUAGAUAUUUAUGAACUUUGGAUAUUAAUGUUUAAAUAAGCUAGCAUUCCUCUUAUAUCAUUAUAUGGAUUAUAUUUUAUUUGUGGUUGUUGGAGUCAUCAAACAUAUUUGAAUGUUAUAAUUUUAAUGGUGAUGUUCUUACUUCCAAUAAUCUAUUCAGCUGUACUCAUGGAUAUUGAAAAUGCUUAUAAAGACUACAGAUAUUAUCAGAAUCCAUUUGUAACCAUUCUAAUUACAAUUGCAAUGUUGCUAUUCUUUCUUUUCCUUCUCCCUGUUAAUGGUGUGAAUUGCUAUUAUAUUUCGAUAGGAAAAACAGCAAAAUAAACACAUUCAGAAGACCAAUUUUAUAAUAGGAUAAGGCAAUUUGACAAACCUAAAUAUACUGUCUCUGGAGUCUUUCGAAAUUUACUGUAUUUUUAUACAUAUCCAAUACCAUAAAGCCGCAAUUAAUAAUGA
Molecule: messenger RNA, 1149 nt
Organism: Paramecium tetraurelia
Lineage: Eukaryota; Ciliophora; Oligohymenophorea; Peniculida; Parameciidae
Exons: 6
Biological process (GO): peptidyl-L-cysteine S-palmitoylation; protein targeting to membrane
Cellular component (GO): Golgi apparatus; endoplasmic reticulum
Molecular function (GO): protein-cysteine S-palmitoyltransferase activity
Source: RefSeq, a predicted model, not a curated record